AAUUUUCUUUCCAAGCGUGGCGUAGAAAAAAGUAGUCCUGUUAUAAAUUGUAGUAAAAGUGUAACUUUAAAAGGAAUUAUUCAUAGCAAAAGUUGGUUUUGCUAGACACUCGAAAACACGGCAGCAGUUGAUUUCAAAGCUAUACAGGUUCUCGAUCUAUUGAUACAAGAUGGUCAAGGAAACCGGGUACUACGAUUUGCUGGGCGUGAAGCCGAACGCAACUCCCGACGAGCUCAAGAAGGCCUACAGGAAGCUGGCUCUGAAGUACCAUCCCGACAAGAAUCCCAAUGAGGGGGAGAAAUUCAAAGCCAUCUCGCAAGCCUACGAAGUGCUGUCGGACGUGGACAAGCGUCAGGUGUACGAUGACGGCGGCGAGGCGGCCAUCAAGAAGGGCGGCGCCGAUUCCGGCGACUUCCGUAACCCCAUGGACUUCUUUGAGAAGUUCUUCGGAGCCGGAUUCGGUGGCGGCGGCGGUGGCGGACGACGUCGCGAGCGCCGCGGCAAGGAUGUGGUGCACCAGAUGUCGGUGCAGCUGGACGAGCUGUACAACGGUGCCACGCGCAAGCUGCAGCUGCAGAAGAACGUGAUUUGUGACAAGUGCGAGGGCCGUGGGGGCAAGAAGGGCAGCAUUGAGAAGUGCGCCAACUGCCGGGGCAAUGGCGUGGAGGCGCGCGUCCAACAGAUUGCACCUGGCAUCAUGCAACACAUCGAGCAGGUGUGCCGGAAGUGCUCUGGCACCGGCGAGGUUAUACAGGAGAAGGACCGCUGCAAAAACUGCAACGGCCGGAAGACGGUGCGGGAGCGCAAGGUGCUGGAGGUGCACAUCGAGAAGGGAAUGCGGGAUGGUCAGAAGAUAGUAUUCACAGGGGAGGGCGACCACGAACCCGAUUCGCAACCGGGUGAUAUCAUUAUACUGUUAGACGAGAAGGAGCAUUCAAUCUUUGCACAUGCCGGCCAGGAUCUCAUGAUGAAGAUGCCGCUGCAGCUGGUAGAGGCGUUGUGCGGCUUCCAGCGCCUGGUCAAGACAUUGGACGGCCGUGAUCUGGUCGUGUCCACGCAGCCCGGUGAAGUCAUUCGCCACGAGAUGACCAAAUGCAUCUCGGAGGAGGGCAUGCCCAUAUACAAGAAUCCAAUGGAGAAGGGAAUGCUAAUCAUUCAGUUCGAGGUGAUCUUCCCCGACGUGAUCAACCCAUCAGUGGUACCGACGCUCAAGCAAUGCCUGCCACCGGCCCCAGAGGUCGACAUUCCAUUCGAAGCAGAGCAGACGGUUUUGGAGGACUUUGAUCCCAAGCAGCGACGCCAGCAACACCAGCGCAUGGCCUAUGACGAGGACGAGGGUGGCUAUCAGGAUGGCCCCCGCGUCCAGCAGUGCACAUCCAGCUAAGCGGUUAUACAUACUUACAUACUUAGUAACCCAGACACACUACAAGCCACAAGCCCAACCAACCAAUCCGUACGGCGUGCCAGCUCUGUACCCCCCCCCACCCUAUACUGUAACCUAGAUCCCGAACACCAAUCACACUGUAACUACAGCUUGCGAUGGCCGAAGAAUACCCACACAGACCUAGACCCAGUUGCAUGCUGCAUUGUACUACUCCACACACUACACUACAAAAUACAAUACACCACACAACAUAUAUGAAAAAGCAAACCAACCAAUACAGAAACUAAGGUUAUUUCUUUCAUCUGGCUACGAGAUAUGCAAAGCUACGAUAACGAUAUUUAGUUUAGGUUUAAAUCAAUGGAAACUUAUCAGAUGUGUGCACUAUAUAACGUCUAUAAUGCGUGGUUGUUCAAUAACUAACGAGAAUAUAUCCUCUGAAUACACAUACGUUUAUGUUGAGUUACGUACGAUACGAUCCGAUAGAGAUUGUCGUCGAUGAACCCAAAACUGAAACUGAAAUUGAAACUGAAACCGCUAACAGCAAAGCAGCGCCGCCACUAGAACCGUAUCUAAGGAACAACAACAACAACAACGUCUAGCAACAAGUUUAAGUUAUUUAAUUCCAGCAUAAAUAAAAGCGUUAGUUUAAACGGAUAUAACAAAUAAAUAAUUAAUACACACAA
This is a messenger RNA of Drosophila obscura, 2067 nucleotides long. It is a transcript of the gene Droj2, whose product is annotated as dnaJ homolog subfamily A member 4. The transcript has 3 exons. Bases 170 to 1384 code for a protein of 404 amino acids. Gene Ontology annotation, molecular function: Hsp70 protein binding; ATP binding. Gene Ontology annotation, biological process: protein refolding; response to heat. The record is from RefSeq and is a predicted model, not a curated record. NCBI's taxonomy places the organism in Eukaryota, Metazoa, Arthropoda, Insecta, Diptera, Drosophilidae. Gene Ontology annotation, cellular component: cytosol; cytoplasm.